Ixodes scapularis (black-legged tick) is the source of this 1863-nucleotide messenger RNA. RefSeq names its product programmed cell death protein 4. The record is from RefSeq and is a predicted model, not a curated record. Gene Ontology annotation, biological process: negative regulation of DNA-templated transcription. Gene Ontology annotation, cellular component: cytosol; nucleus. Bases 210 to 1637 code for a protein of 475 amino acids. Lineage: Eukaryota; Metazoa; Arthropoda; Arachnida; Ixodida; Ixodidae. The transcript has 9 exons.
GCAUCAGGUUUUAAGAAGGCGUAGCGGCGCAGUGUACUACGAUAGUUCCACUCGUAGUACUGUACGGGGAACUCGUGUCUUGAGCUUUGCAAUUGAGCAGCGGUUUUGUUUCGCGAGUUUCCGUCGCUUUUCCCAAAGAUCAGUCGAUUUGGGUGGGAUAGACCAGAAAAAGGUAGCGUUGAGCUUGGUCGUCAAACAAGAGCGGUGCCAUGUCGAGCGGAAACGAGGUUUUCAACAACCAAUUGGGCCCCGGGCAUGAGGCUCCGCUCUUGGUGGAAGACGGCGAGUCGGUCGUUUCGGCCGAGAUGGACAGCGACUCAAAGCGGCCUUUUGUCGACGGACGAAUCAAAAAGAAGGCCAAGAGGCCGUCCAAGCUGAUAGCGUCCGGAGACGUGAGUCCCGUGCUGCCUCCAACGCCGAGAACGCAUCCCCAGUACCGCAAGAACAGCCGGAGGCCGAGGAAUGGCCACGGGCGGGGGCAGCCGAAAAAAGGUGGGGCAGGAGGAAAGGGGACCUGGGGCAAACCCGGGAGUGAGCUUUCGCUCGAGGACGACGACAUCUCGGCAGCAGAUGCCCGUGACCCUAACUACGACUCGGACAAUCAGGUGCGUUGCAGCUUUCGGCAUACCCGGUUGGCCCCUUGGAACCGAAACUCGUCUCUCUUGCAGGAGAACUGCGAGUUCGAGUCUAUAGUCCCGGAGCUCACGGAGGACGAGUUUGAGAAGACCGUCUACCCGCUUUUGCUAGAGUACUUUGAGCAUGGCGACACCAACGAGGUGGUGCUCUCCCUGGAGGAGCACAACCUGAGCCAGAUCCGGCCACACCUGGUUUGCCUGGCCGUCUCGCUGGCCAUGGAGCGCAAGCCGUCCCACCGGGAGAUGACCUCUGUGCUGCUCUCGGACAUGUAUGGGCGCAUCCUGGCAGAGCCCGACUUUGAGAAGGGCUUCCACCUGCUCUUCAAGAGCCUCCCUGACCUGGUACUGGACACCCCCGACGCCACCACGGUCCUGGGCAAUUUCCUGGCACGUACGGUGGCAGACGACUGCUUGCCUCCCAAGUAUGUGCAGUUGAACCUGGAAGAGACAAACUGUGCGCUCUCCAAGCAGACCCUGCAGCAUGCCAGCACGCUCCUGAGCAUGAAGCACGGCCUGGUUCGACUCGACAACGUCUGGGGAAUGGGAGGUGGGAUGCGUCCUGUCAAGUAUCUCGUCAAGAAGAUUCAAAUGUUGCUCAAGGAGUAUUUGUGCUCGGGGGAUGUGAAUGAGGCCAUCCGGUGCCUGCAAGAUCUCGAAGUGCCACACUUCCACCAUGAACUGGUCUACGAGGCGGUGGUCAUGGUGAUCGAAGACAUGGGUGACAUGGCCAUGGAAUUGAUUUGCAAACUGCUCAGAACUCUCGACGAGAGUGUCAUAGUAACGCCGGAACAGAUGAAGCGGGGAUUUGACCGGGUCUUCCAAGAGAUGCCCGACAUCUGCAUUGACGUGCCGGCCGCCUACACGGUACUCGAAAAGUUUGUGACAAAGUGUACAGAAUCCGGCUUUUUGUCUCCGGAGAUAGCCAAGACCAUGCCAACUAGGGGCCGCAAGCGUUUUGUGUCUGAAGGAGACGGGGGCCGCCUCAAAGAAGACGCCUACUAAGGGGCCCAUCUCCUGCACUGUACAAUCCCCUCUGGAGCUUUUUUUUUUCUUCCCCACAUGUGCUGCCUCUGUGUAGAGGUGUUUAGAAAACCAUUUAAUGGCACCAUUCUCUAUACUCAGCGGUGUUGUACAACACUUGCUAUGGGAUGGGCUUGCGUGCCAUGUUGUAUACCCUCUCUGUACCUGCGGACGUUUUUUUUUUUCAUUAAACGUCUAUCAAGUCUUA